GAGGUAGCAAGUCAAUACCUGUAAGAUUUGCGUAAGCAUACGCCUAAAAGAAACUUCCUCACAGCAAGCGCUCUCAGCGCUCUAUUCGCAAACAAUACAAAAUCCAGACACAAAAUCAUUUACCAGUCCAUAUAUCUCACAGGAGCAGAAUUGAAGGCAUUCAAUAAUAUGUUCAACUUUAUAAUGAAAUACCCAUUACAUCAAUGGUAGCAUCCAUGUUUGACACUCUAUAAAUAAGCUAAAAGCCUUGAAGCUUCAGGGAUUAGUAAUGGUAAGAAUAGGAUUCGAAGCUCGGACCAUCCGAAGUAUGCUAGACAGUGCCUACCUGAUACCCCACCACGCUCCGUGAAGAUACUAUUGAUUCGAGAGAAAAUGGAAUACGUAAACCAGCGCGUAGCCCAGGAGGCUGCUAAAGCCCCUUCAGAGAUAUACACCGGCCUAGCCACGCCUCUCAACAUCAUCCUCGCCGUCAUCACCCUCUAUACAACAUACUUGCUCUACAAGCCGUCGCCGCCGGCGACAUUACCGCGCGAACCACCUGCCAUCGUCUUCCGGGUCUUCACCCCGCGCACACUGCUCCCUUACAAUGGGGAAAACGGCAUGCCAGUAUUUCUAGCUGUGCGCGGUCGGGUGUUCGACGUCACGAGCGGCCGCAACUUCUACGGACCCGGCGGCCCCUACGAGAAUUUCGCCGGCCGCGAUGCUAGCCGUGGCCUAGCCUUCCACAGCUUCGCCGAGGACAUGCUGACCAAGGACCUCGACGGACCGCUCGACAAGCUUGACGGACUCGGUCCUGAGGAGUUUGAGAGCUUGCAAGGUUGGGAAGAGAGAUUCUUGAGCAAGUACAUGGUCGUGGGCAAAUUGGUCGCUCAAGGUGAUGCUUAAACCAGCGUCGCGACCAACCUAGCGUGAGAAUUACGAUGAAUAAGGAAUGAUAUGAUACUAUAUACGAGAUAUAAAAUCGAAAGCGUGCUCUAACC
Annulohypoxylon truncatum is the source of this 980-nucleotide messenger RNA. RefSeq names its product cytochrome b5. The record is from RefSeq and is a predicted model, not a curated record. NCBI's taxonomy places the organism in Eukaryota, Fungi, Ascomycota, Sordariomycetes, Xylariales, Hypoxylaceae. Gene Ontology annotation, cellular component: membrane; endomembrane system. The coding region runs from base 373 to 885 and encodes 170 amino acids. The transcript is spliced from 4 exons.